This is a messenger RNA of Lycium ferocissimum, 411 nucleotides long. RefSeq lists its product as uncharacterized. The transcript has 2 exons. The record is from RefSeq and is a predicted model, not a curated record. The coding region runs from base 1 to 411 and encodes 136 amino acids. Lineage: Eukaryota; Viridiplantae; Streptophyta; Magnoliopsida; Solanales; Solanaceae.
AUGGCUCAAGCUGGAGAGAAGAGACUGUUGCAGCUGCACGAAUUGGAGGAAUUUCGCUAUCAUGCUUAUGAAAACGCGAAAAUGUAUAAGGAGCGCACCAAAAGAAUUCAUGACAGGCGCAUCCAAUCUCGUGACUUUGAGCCCGGGCAGUUAGUAUUGCUGUAUAACUCCAGGCUGAAGAUUUUCGGUGGAAAGCUAAAGAGCAAAUGGUCCGGACCAUUCGAGGUAGUUCGAGUGACUGCACAUGGUGCUGUUGAGCUUAGAAGACCCCACUCGGAUGACACAUUCUUGGUGAACGGACAGAGAGUGAAGCAUUACUAUGGAAUUGGGCGAAAAAUGAAGAAAACAGACAAGGUGCCCAGUGAUUUACGCGAUCCACCCGCGAUGCGGAAGGAUCGCCUGAACUUCUGA